UCUUCUCAUUCCUUCUUCCUUUCAGGUUCCACCCCUAUUACUCUUCUUCCUUCAUUCUCUUCUUUUCUUUAUUCCUCUCUCUCGCUCUCUCUCUCUCUCUCAUCAAUCAUGGGUAAAAGAGAGAGAAUAUACAAACACAGUGCUAUCAAGUCCUCAACUUUCACGCUUUUGAUUCUCACACCCUUCUCCCUUUUAUCCUUCAUCUAACACAUAAAAAAGAAAGACACAAACUCCAUUAUUCUCACAACACAUUCACUCUUCUUUCUCUUGCAUUGUGUUGAAGCUUGAACCUCCUUUAAUUUCUGGUUCCAAAGUUGGAACCUUUUGCUCCUAUUUAGCUCAGUUUCCUUCUCUGGUUCUUUCUGGCCAUGAUGAUGAGCUCACAGCACUUCAACAAUGGUGGAAGUGAUGGUGGUGGUAGGUUCUUCCCUUCACUCCCUGUUCCUCCUUCUUCUUUUCCCCUUGUUGUUCCUCCUCCUCCACCUUCUCUGUCCAACACUUCAGGGGUUGUUGUGAUGGGUCAUCAUCAUCAUCAUGCAAAUGGGGUAGAGAAUCCUGAACUUAUCAUGAUGGGGCUUCAGAUUUUGAGCUCUUCAAAGUGGAAAAUCGGAACCAACAACAACAGUGAAAACAAGAGCUUGUCUUUGAAGAUUGGCGACGAGGAAGAUGAAAUAGAUGGAGGAGAAGAAAGAGAAGAAGGUAAUAAUAAAGGGCCUUGUUCUUCUUCUUCCAAUGGAGGAAAAAUUGGGCAUGUGAAACUCUGUGCUAGAGGCCAUUGGAGACCUGCUGAAGAUGCACAACUCAAGGCCCUUGUUUCUCAAUAUGGCCCUCAAAACUGGAACCUCAUUGCAGAACAUCUCAAAGGAAGAUCAGGUAAGAGUUGUAGACUAAGGUGGUUUAAUCAGCUAGAUCCAAGAAUUAACAGAAGAGCUUUCUGUGAAGAAGAAGAGGAGAGACUCUUAACUGCACACAGAAUGUAUGGUAACAAAUGGGCCAUGAUUGCAAGACUGUUCCCUGGAAGAACAGAUAAUGCAGUGAAGAAUCACUGGCAUGUGAUCAUGGCUCGAAAGCAGAGAGAGCAAUCAAGCAUGUAUAGAAGGAGAAAACCUACUCCUGUGUUUUCUCCUCCUUCUGUUGAAGAAGAAGGUGGUGUUCUUCUUCCUCCACCCAAGGCUUUGGAAUUGACUCUAUCAUCAAACAAUAAUAAUGUAGCCAGUGAUGAUCAGUUAACUAUCUCAGAUGAAUCUGUCUCAACAGAACUAACUGCUCCUACUUCAUUUUUUCAUAAGAUUGGUCAAGGUGUGGGUGGAAUGAAUGUAGGUUAUGAGAAAUUCUAUGGUGGUUGGAAUAAUGGAAAACUUAAGUGUGUGGACCAAUCAAAUUUUUCAGAAUCAAAUAACUCAUCAUCAGAAGUCUCAGUAUCUGAGUCAGUAGGCACCACCAAUAGGUCCUAUCUCUCAAUUUCUGGAGAGAGUGAAAACCAUAACAUCAGGAACAAGAUUAACAACAUGCCAGCAUUCAUUGAUUUUCUUGGGGUUGGAGCUACAUAAUUUCCAAGGGUUAGGAAAGUGAGGCUAAGCUAGCUAAUAGGCAUUGUUGUGUUUUGUUUUGGAUGGCUUUGUGAUGCAUUCAAAUGGGGUCUGUUGUUGUAGGGUCCUGUUUUGCAUUCCCUUUUGUACAGUUAGUUCCAUAAAAGGCUAAAAGUAACUAAAGUAAAAAAGUGCAAUCAAUAGAGGGAUGAACAAACAAAAAUUUGGAGAGAGAAAGAGAAAAAAAAAAAGGAAGAAGGAAAGAGGUUAAUAUUUAGUACUUAGUAGUUAGUAGUAUGACAUGUUUGUUAUGAUCUUAUGACUCAUGAUGAGUAGUUAUGGGAUUCAAAAAGGUAUGCUAUUUUUUUUUCAAG
Molecule: messenger RNA, 1903 nt
Organism: Arachis stenosperma
Lineage: Eukaryota; Viridiplantae; Streptophyta; Magnoliopsida; Fabales; Fabaceae
Product: transcription factor MYB54-like
Exons: 3
Coding region: 369-1550 (393 amino acids)
Biological process (GO): regulation of DNA-templated transcription
Cellular component (GO): nucleus
Molecular function (GO): RNA polymerase II cis-regulatory region sequence-specific DNA binding; DNA-binding transcription factor activity, RNA polymerase II-specific
Source: RefSeq, a predicted model, not a curated record